GAGAGAGAGAGAGAGAGAGAGAAAGGCUUGGAUUUUCACAUCCAGCUGUCUGACAAAGGGACUCUUACUGGAAUACUCCACCGCCGUCUCUGAACAAAUGGUCUGAAAGGAGAAACAUCUUAGAAGUUGGAAGCCUGUCUCUCUGCAUGUGUUUGGGAUGAAACGCCUGUGGGACAUUCACUUCCCCUUGCUCAUCCUCCUGUACCUCAUAGGAGCCGUCACGUCCCAGGUCAACCCAGAUGUGUGCCGGUAUCCUCUGGGCAUGUCGGGAGGACAGAUACAGGAUGAGGACAUCUCUGCCUCCAGCCAGUGGUCUGAGUCCACCGCUGCUAGAUAUGGCAGGUUAGAUUUUGAGGAGGGUGACGGUGCAUGGUGUCCCGAGAUCACUGUCGAGCCGGACAGCCUGAAGGAGUUCCUACAGAUUGACCUGCGCUCCCUCCACUUCAUCACCCUUGUGGGCACCCAAGGGCGUCACGCAGGAGGCAUCGGCAACGAGUUUGCGCAGAUGUACAAGAUCAAGUACAGCCGUGACGGAAGUCGCUGGAUCUCAUGGAGGAACAGGCAGGGCAAGCAGGUGAUUGAGGGGAACAGGAAUGCCUACGACAUCGUUCUCAAGGAUCUAGAGCCACCCAUCAUUGCUCGUUUUGUCCGCUUCAUGCCUGUCACCGACCACUCCAUGAACGUGUGCAUGAGAGUGGAGCUGUAUGGCUGUGAAUGGCUGGAUGGUCUAGUGUCGUACAACGCUCCGACAGGGGAACAGAUGAGCCUGCCCAGUGCCCCUGUUUACCUCAAUGACUCUGUAUACGAUGGAGCUGUCAUCCACAGUAUGACCGAGGGCCUGGGCCAGCUGACUGAUGGGGUAUGCGGUCUGGAUGACUUCACACACAGUCAUGUCUACAACGUGUGGCCAGGAUAUGACUAUGUGGGUUGGACCAAUGAGAGCUUCCCCAGUGGAUAUGUUGAAAUCAUGUUUGAGUUUGACCGCACGCGAAACUUCACCACCAUGAAGGUCCACUGCAACAACAUGUUUUCACGGCACGUCAAGGCCUUCCGCCAGGUGGUGUGCCACUUCCGCUCUGAAUCAGACUGGGAGGCCACGCCCCUCUCCUUCAGCCCCGUGGUGGACGAGAAGAACCCCAGCGCUCGCUUCGUCACCGUCAACCUGGCCAAUCACAUGGCCAGUGCCAUCAAGUGCCAGUUUUACUUUGCUGAUGCUUGGAUGAUGUUCAGCGAGAUCACCUUCCAGUCAGAUACAGCCAUGUACAACACAACACUGGCCCCACCCAAGACUGGACCUCCAACUAGCACACAACCAGGGGAUGACCCCACCCACAAAGUAGACGACAGCAACACCCGAAUUCUGAUUGGUUGUUUAGUGGCCAUCAUCUUCAUCCUCGUGGCCAUCAUUGUCAUCAUCCUGUGGAGGCAGGUGUGGCAGAAGAUGCUGGAGAAGGCCUCUCGCCGGAUGCUGGAUGAUGAACUAACUGCUAGUCUGUCAAUACAGAGCGAGACGUUUGCCUACAACCAUAACAACCAGUCGACUGCCACCAGCGAACUGGAGUCUAGCUCCACCUACGAGCGCAUCUUCCCCCUCGGCCCAGACUACCAGGAGCCCUCACGACUCAUAUGCAAGCUGCCUGAGUUUGCACAGAGCACCGAAGAGCCUGCUUCUACCAGCACAACAGCUUCAAAAUCUACCACGGCUACUGCAGUCCAAGACGGCGUCCCUCACUACGCAGAAGCGGACAUUGUUAACCUGCAAGGUGUGACUGGAAGCAACACAUAUGCCAUACCAGCAGUAACGAUGGACCUGUUGUCAGGGAAGGACGUUGCUGUGGAGGAGUUCCCACGGAAACUUCUAACGUUUAAGGAGAAGCUGGGAGAGGGCCAGUUUGGAGAGGUGCACCUGUGUGAGGCCGAGGGAAUGCAGGAGUUCAUGAAAAAGGAGUUUUCAUUUGAUGUUGGCGAGAACCAGCCAGUUCUAGUGGCUGUCAAAAUGCUCCGUUCAGACGCCAACAAAAAUGCAAGGAAUGACUUCCUGAAAGAGAUAAAAAUCAUGUCUCGCCUGAAGGACCCCAACAUCAUCCGUCUGCUUGCCGUGUGUAUCUAUAGCGACCCACUCUGUAUGAUCACAGAAUACAUGGAGAACGGAGACCUUAACCAGUUUCUGUCCCGCCACGAACCUGAGGGACAGCUUGCCUUGCUCAGCAAUGCGCCUACUGUCAGCUACAAUAAUCUGUGCUACAUGGCCACUCAGAUAGCAUCUGGGAUGAAGUACCUCUCCUCGCUAAACUUUGUCCAUCGAGACUUGGCCACACGGAACUGCCUGGUUGGCAAGAACUACACGAUAAAGAUAGCUGACUUUGGCAUGAGCAGGAACCUGUACAGCGGUGAUUACUACCGCAUCCAGGGCAGAGCUGUGCUGCCUAUACGCUGGAUGUCAUGGGAGAGCAUCCUGCUGGGCAAGUUCACCACAGCCAGUGAUGUGUGGGCCUUUGGGGUCACCCUGUGGGAGACACUUACCUUCUGCAAGGAGCAGCCCUACUCACAGCUCACUGAUGAGCAGGUGAUAGAGAAUACAGGGGAGUUCUUCAGGGACCAGAAAAGACAGAUCUACCUGCCUCAGCCUGUGCUGUGUCCAGACUCACUCUAUAAGAUCAUGCUGAGCUGCUGGAGGAGGAACACAAAGGAGCGGCCAUCCUUCCAGGAAAUACACCAAGCCCUCCUGGAAAGCCAGGCUUAAGCCAAGGCAGUGUUUAGGACAGUGAUUCCCAGUCCUCUCACCUCUAACAUUAAUGUUGCAUGACAUAGUAUAGACCAUGUUUCAAAUGCAAUCCAGGUUUAAGCUAUCUUGGUUCAGCAGAGGCAGGGUGAGACCCACCCGUGGGCUCCAAGCUAUGAUUUGGGAAACACUGUUUCAUGGACUAACUUACACACCACAAAGAAGGACAAACAGAGACAACUGAUGUGUGCCAAUUUGUGUUUGGUUAGCCCGAUCCCAUUGGCUAAUACAUCUGAAAGACAUACAGGUAAUCUAACAAAUAUACAUGCUCAAAAAUCUAUUCUGUUUAUGAAAAUACACAAAAAUGCAACCCAUCAACACUACACACUCUUGCGCGCGCACACACACACACACACACACACACUAACGAUCACAAACCCUUGGUCCGGGACCCUUGGUUGUAUUGUAUGUUGAAGAAGCCAAAAUCAAAUGUAGCAAGUAACAUUUGUCACUUUUUGAAAUGUUUUUUUUUUUUUUUUUUCAUUUAGAAAAUGAAUUUAGAAUUCCCAUGUUACAUUGUAUGAAGUAUUGAUAACAAUGUUAUUGCAAUAUUUUUUUUGAAUUGAAGAACUUUCUUGUGUUUCCUUUUGGAAGACUGCUUGAAUGUACAAGAAGAAAGAGCAAACCAUCACUGUUACAUUUAUUUCAAACAGGUUUUUCAUCUCAGUCUCUUAGACAAUCGCCAAACUAUACCAAAUAACUCUGUGUACAUUUUUAUAUUAUCUCCCCUGCAGUUUUCUUACAGUGAUAUUUGACCAUCAGUGUAAAUGACUGUGUAUUUUCAGUAGAUAUUUCUAAAUCUCUAAUAUCAAUAUUUUGUAUUAAUAUUUAUAUGUCAAUAUUUGUUUGUUCUGUUUCUGUUUUGUUGAUAUAUUUGUGUAUUAAUAAGCUCUUUAAGGUGAGCUUCUUUAGGCAUUCGGAGCAUUAUACUUCACGUAAUGCAAUAGGUUAAUUUUUAUGGUCAUAUUUUGGAUCUUUACACACCAAAGAAAAUGCUUCAGAAGUGCCUUUUUUUUCUACUGCACACUGUCUCUGCCUGCCAUUGAAUACAAUGUAAAAUCAGGAAUGUCAGGAAUCAGGAAUUUCAAGAUGUUUAUCAAGACAGAGGGCUGCUUUUAGCUAUGUGGAUGGAGGGAUCAGCUGUAUGUGUGUGUCGGAUGCUUGUUGGAAAGAACUUUCUCUGUUUUUUUGUGGAUGGAAAAACGUCUUAUAAUUUCUCUUUGUUGAAAGAGAGAGGUAAACACAACUGAAAUCAGGAAUGGAGAUAAAAAGGGAAUAUGCAACCUAAAUUGUGUGUAUGUAUGGAGUAAUCGUUACAGUGUUGUGGAGUGCUUACACAGUAGUUUAUAUGAGUUGGUGACAUCUAUUGAUCUAAUACAAGCAGUGACUUACCAGCUGGCUCGUGACAGCUUUCUUUCGUAAUUAAUGUAUGCGCGAUUUUUUUUUAUUGGCCUUUUCCCCAGGCUGGCAUAAUAAUAUGCAUGCUGUGUUUGAAUUUCUAUUUGCUCUAACUAGAUAUUGGUGUUCAAACCAUUAGAAAUAAGUUCAGCUGUAUUGAGAGGCUCAGUCCUCUUAUCAGUGACUUGUCCCUGUGUGACUUAUCCAAGCAAGUCUUUUGUAGUUGGCAGCCAUGCAUUUGAAAUUUUGUCACGUUGAAGUCAGUGCCGUUACUGUCUUGCAAUUUGUGGAAUUCCUUUGCCUACUAUUUAAAUUCUCCUUUUCUUUCUUUACUUUGCUUUGUUAUCCAUGCAAAAUAUCUGUACAUAUAAGUUAAAUAUGAAAGGUGGUUGGGGAAAUAAAUUUGUGUAUUUUAAACUGUCAAUAGAUAUGAGACAUGCAAUGAUUUUGAUCAGACAACCCUGUCAUACAUGCUUUAUAACUACUUAGAAAUGAAUUGGUGGCAGAUGUACAGUUGUAAAAAUGUUAUUGCACCCUCACAAAUUCAUGAAUUGUUUAGUUUUAUUAAAUCUUUGUACCCAAA
Molecule: messenger RNA, 4763 nt
Organism: Myripristis murdjan (pinecone soldierfish)
Lineage: Eukaryota; Metazoa; Chordata; Actinopteri; Holocentriformes; Holocentridae
Product: discoidin domain-containing receptor 2-like
Exons: 17
Coding region: 158-2743 (861 amino acids)
Biological process (GO): positive regulation of kinase activity; positive regulation of phosphatidylinositol 3-kinase/protein kinase B signal transduction; cell surface receptor protein tyrosine kinase signaling pathway
Cellular component (GO): signaling receptor complex; plasma membrane
Molecular function (GO): collagen binding; ATP binding; protein tyrosine kinase collagen receptor activity
Source: RefSeq, a predicted model, not a curated record